GCCGCCCCGGCGCCCAUUGGCUCGGCGGCGGCCCGGGCUCGGCGCGGCCCCAUAAAGGCGGCCCGUCCGCCCAGCCGCCCGCUGCCGCCGCCCCGCCAUGCCCCCGCCCGCCUUACCCUGGCUGCUCGCCGCCUGCUGCCUCUGUGCCCUCCCGCGGGGCUCAGGGUUCCCGUCGCCUUUCCCGCGCUACAGGGACGGCGUGGACCUGCCCAAAAGCCAGCAACUGGCGAUGUGUUUCAGUCAGUGGAUGGAACUGUCUAAGCAACCCCAGAUCUCCAGCAUGGUUUUGGAUCUUUGUUAUUCCAUAUUCAACAACAUGCAUACAAAUGAGGAGUCACAGACUGCUGCUGCAAAGUUUACAAAGAAGGAUAGUCAUGGGACUCUGGGACGGCCUUUUUUCCUUUUCAGGCCUCGAAAUGGAAGAACUAUCAAAGGCAGUGAGUACAAUGGAACACGAAGUUAAUGGGUCAAUUUACCAGCUUGAUGACUUUCUUUAUACAAAGAAAAGAGACUGUUUGUCUAUUAUGUGACUCAGUUGUCUUGAAUUUGCU
This is a messenger RNA of Phalacrocorax carbo (great cormorant), 551 nucleotides long. Lineage: Eukaryota; Metazoa; Chordata; Aves; Suliformes; Phalacrocoracidae. The record is from RefSeq and is a predicted model, not a curated record.